Trachymyrmex cornetzi is the source of this 1135-nucleotide messenger RNA. RefSeq lists its product as uncharacterized. The transcript is spliced from 7 exons. The record is from RefSeq and is a predicted model, not a curated record. NCBI's taxonomy places the organism in Eukaryota, Metazoa, Arthropoda, Insecta, Hymenoptera, Formicidae. The coding region runs from base 75 to 1028 and encodes 317 amino acids.
UCCUCCAUUGUGCGCAGGGCCUAAGAAAACCAGUGAAUGCUAGGAUCAUUUUUAUUGAUUCUUCAGAUCUUAUAAUGGGACGAUCACGACGAGGAGGCUGGAGAACUAAAGCCAGGCGGCGACUUAAGAAGGCCCUCUUGUCACAGGAGGGGCUGGACCCUUCAGUUUUCAAACAACCAGAUGUCUUUCAUGAACCAGCCGAUCAGCAGGCAUCUCGUCCUCCACGACUACCUGAAUCUCUCUCUUGCAUGCCGCAGGCUUUAUACAUAGAGGGAGCACAAAAUGAAGAAUUGAUGAAAUACAUGGAGACAAAUUCAGAAUUCGCAACAAACAGAUUUAUAACUAAAGAAGAUAACAUUCACCUUAUAAAACAACGAGAACAAAUAAUAACAAAUCGCAAUGACUUAUUGUCCGAGGGCCCUGGCAAGGCAGUGAAGCAGUGGCAAACCGCACAUCAGAUACAGUUAGAAAAAAAUGGAAACAAUGAUAUUCUUCAAUAUCCUCCAGCAACGACGUCAGUUGAAAUAAUAAAUGUCGAAAACGAUACGGAUAUUAAUACUGAACCACGUACGCUUGAAGAAAACUUAGGAAGUGAGAUAAAUAAGGAAACUGAUGAGCUGACAGAUGUUGUAGAAUGUUUAAAUAAUGAACAAGUCAUUAAAAUCAAUACACAUGCAGAAGGAAGGCCUAAUACAAAAAGAAGGAGAACGAGAACAAUACAGCGAAUUAAAAAUAAAAUAUAUUGCGUCAAAAAAAAGAAUUUAGGAACUAAUGUGCAAUUGCAAAAAACACGACAAAGAUUUGCGGAAAUUUCAGAAAGUAAUGCUAAAGCUUUGCAGUUGUUUGCAGAAGCUGCAAUGAAGCAGGCUAAUGCUGCAAUGAUAGCAGCGGAAAAUGACCGUCAACGGAACGUUUUGGAUGAACAACGGCUUACAUUGAAUGAGAAAAAGUUACAAAUAGAUAAAGAUCUGCUUCAAACUAUGAAUAGUGUACAUAGAUUAAUGGAAAAGAUAUUGGACAAAAAUUAAUAGAUUUGAAUUUAUUCUGUAUAUGUUUUUUGUACUGCUGCUUUAUUUUAAAAGAAAUUGAUAUUUGUUUAAAUGUAAUAAGUACGUAACAAAUUAACGUCCAAUUU